Molecule: messenger RNA, 1894 nt
Organism: Marchantia polymorpha subsp. ruderalis
Lineage: Eukaryota; Viridiplantae; Streptophyta; Marchantiopsida; Marchantiales; Marchantiaceae
Source: the annotation of a GenBank genome assembly
GUUCUUUCAUUUACUCUGCUUUCUCUUCAGAUUUGUCGAUUCAAUUUCUGGUGAUAUUCAGAAUCCUCUGACCACCAGUUCUGUGUUUCUAAAUCAUCUCUAUCGUACUUCUUCGUUUUCAUCAGUAAUCUAUACCAUCUAGGCCAUCAGGGCAUUCCCCGUGAAACUGAGUCUCUUUGAUUGAAGACAGCAUCAAUCAGAAACUCGGAUUUCAAAAUCCAAAAAUAUGGGCAAGUUAGAAUGUCCAGCAGUCUUCUUUCUCUUCUCUCUGAUCUUCAUUCUAGGAUCCUUGUCUUUGCUACCGAUUUGUACAGCUGAGGUUGCUGUGAACCAGACGCAUACUACGAGAUUCUUGAGUCCAACAGAAAGUCCGGCUGUCCAUCGUCUGACCAAUGUUGGGGGUUUUGGUUUGGUGCCUGAACCGACAAUCAUUCUGGACUAUCAUUCCGGGCCUGUCAUGUCAGGCAGAAAUGAUAAGAUCAAAAUUUUCGUGACCUUUUACGGAACCUUCUCUCCUAAGCAGAGGUCGACGUUGCGCCUGUUUCUCAGAUCCUUCUGGAACGGUCAGUCCCGAGUCUCGAAGAAUCAUCCGACUGUGGCGAAUUGGUGGCAGAUCACCCACAAUUAUGUGGAUCUCUACAACACCCCUGUCGCUCGCAACUUGCUUCUCGCAGGAGACAUGACAGACAAGUACUCGCUCGGAAAGGACCUUCUGCAGUCGGACAUCCAAAAGCUUGUUCUCAAGUCAAUGAAGAAAUUUGGAGCCGACGCCCGGUCCAUGUACCUGGUUCUGACUUCUGAAGAUGUGCUGGUGGAGAAGUUCUGCAUGUCUGUCUGCGGCACGCAUUAUUAUACUUUUCCCUCGGCGGCGACGAACGGCCAGAUGGUACCUUACGGAUGGGUCGGAAAUCCCGCGAGUCAAUGUCCCGGUCUCUGCAGCUGGCCUUAUUCUGCAGGAGGCUUCUUGACCAAGGGUCUCAUCCCACCGAACGGAGAUGUCGGCGUCGAUGGGAUGAUCAUCACCGUGGCCAAUCUUCUUGCAGGUAUAGCCACGAACCCGUUCGGCAAUGGAUUCUAUCAACCGGAUGGUCUGGAGGCAGUCGGUGCUUGUCAGGGUAUAUACGGAACUGGUUCAUAUCCAGGCUAUCCCGGAGAGCUACUUGUGGACAGUAAGACCGGUGCCAGCUUCAAUGUGUUUGGAUCGAGCAAUAGCAAGUUCCUCGUUCCGAGAAUGUGGAACCCAGCUACUCUCCUCUGUGCGGGACAAGUGUAAGCGUCACUUCACAGUCAAGUGUUAAAACUUCACGAGUAACUUCACAUCGAUGAUCACAAAUCGAUUUUAUCAAAAUGACUUUCCUCAGACUUGUACUCUGUAGUUUGGAAAGGUAGCAAUAGUCGUAGAACUUAGAGGAUUUGUGGUUUUGUGGAUUUGAAGCCAGAUUUGUAAAUAUUAGGGCCAAGGUAGGAUCUUGAACUGAAUGAUAUCGAUCCACAGAUGAACCUGUAUAUAUGGAUCAGAGAAGCAUUCUAUUUGACGUAUAGGGAAGAACUUCAUGACUAGUUGCGGAUAAAAUCCGGAACUGUGACAGUUCUACUGAAGCCUAACCUCAGAACUGAAGACAUGGCUCAGUCAGACAUUAGAGCCUCAGAUUGGUAGACUGAACUCAUCAGACUGAGUCAGAAAUAUCUGAACAAGUAUUGUAGUUUGCGACUACCGCUUCAGAUCUUAGUUGUUAGCCUCUAAGUCCUUGCUAUUGGAAAAAGCUUGCGGACUUGUUCAAUGGGCGUACACGCCUUUCACAGUGCCACAAUGUCAGAUAUUUAUUCAUUCUUUAAGUAAAAUCAGGAAAAAAAGUAGAUAAAGCGCAAUUUCAAUGAACAGACUUGUCUGAAG